AUGGCCCCCAAGCCAUAUCGCGUUCACGUACAGCAGCAUGCCGGUUCUACAGCUCAAGAAAUACAAGACAAACCGGAAUGGAGCAAUGCUCACCAACACCGCAUAGGCUACUGCAACAGGCAUGACCGGAGGCCUGGGCUUACCCAUACGGGCGAUGAGGAAGAGGAAGACUUCGAGGAGCAGGCCGAAGACGAUCGACAGGAGCUCAGAAGGAAUGUCCAGAACGGUGACCUUGUAUACUUCAAAGAUAUCGUAAAGCGGGAAGAGGGAAAUCUGUUUGCGUCCGAUAAAGCCAUACUCACAACACAAAAAGUCAUCAACGAGGUCCGUGUAGGAUUUCAUCUUGGACGGCCACGAGAUCAUCCAACAGGAUGGAGUUACGUAAUGGUUGUCCCUCAACUCCUAUGGGAGAUCCAUGCGCUCGAUAUUGAAGGAGGCAAACUCAAGCUAUCUAUGGACGACUUGGAGAAUAACUUCGAACAUAUUAGCAUUCCAGUGGUUCUUGCCUGCGAUGGUAAUUGA
Messenger RNA from Letharia columbiana, 522 nucleotides. RefSeq lists its product as uncharacterized. The coding region runs from base 1 to 522 and encodes 173 amino acids. NCBI's taxonomy places the organism in Eukaryota, Fungi, Ascomycota, Lecanoromycetes, Lecanorales, Parmeliaceae. The transcript is spliced from 3 exons. The record is from RefSeq and is a predicted model, not a curated record.